AGGAGUCUGGCACAAGCAGUCUAAAUGGUGCAGGGAUCUUGUCCAGCGCUUGUUGGCGGUGUAUUUAAAAUUUCAAUUUUCGGAAGGUAAACCCUGUUGUUGGUGCUGUAGUUUUGAGUUCACGCGACACAUUUAUUUUUACUCCACGAAGGUUCAGGUUUUGAUGACCAUACAGAUUGGCCAAGAUGAGUACAGGUGACAUGUUGAAUAACCUGCGAUGUCUACAAUCAUGUCUGAAAGCAAUUAACAUCAAUCCGUUAACAGAUAAAAACAAAAAGGAUUUGAAAAAAGGGGCUCCAAAAAUUUUCAUUUAUAUUCUGCGUUUUAGUUUGUUGGAAUUCUCCCAUCCUAUUGCUCAGUUAAUUGCAUCUCAACAAAUCCAGUUGUCUGUGACAAAUGAUGUUCGUUUUAUCGAUGGUGUUUAUAAGGUUCUUCGUGACAUUUUUAACUACAAACCUACAAUCUCAAAGGACAUGUUCCUCAGCACAGGAUUUGCGGAGCGUAAGAUUAUAAUGAUGCAGGACGUUAUUCGGAUGGCUCAAAAGAAGAAUCAAGAAUUGACUCGUAAAAAGAAAACAAAGGGAAAGAAACCUACUGGCGUGUCGAUGCCAAAGGCCCCUUCACUGCCAGGUGCUUAUGGAGUAGUUUCACCAAUUAUGUCGGAUCAUGAUGGUUAUGAGGCAAGUUUGUCGCAGUCUGGUGCAUUAACAGCUGUACCUAUGCCUAAGUUUGAGCACCAGGAAGACAGUACGGAGAGUAUGUCUGUCCUACCAACCCCUGACGAUGAAGGCAACCUUUCUGCUUUAACAACUGAUGCUAAGCCUAGGCAACCUCAUGUUAUGGAUGGUAGACCACCACUCCCUACUGGUAUCAAUGAUGUCAAACCGCCUCCUAUUCCAGUAUGUGGUUCACACCUAUACGGUGCACCCUCCCCAGGUGGUGACCCAGUCAUGAUUAUUGAAUUAAGUGAGCAAAGAAAUCACGGCGGACUAGUCACUCGUCAUGUACCAUAUCCGUCCAAUCCGCAAACGCCAUGCAUGUCACAUGACCAAGGUUAUAAAUCAGCAGAAGUAAGCCCAACAUCUGAAUUAGUAGAGAUUACACAUUUCAAGGACAAUGUGAAUGCCUGCAUGAAGGUAAUUGGUAAACUGGACUCAAGGCUUAAUGAUGUAAUCAACAGAGUAGAGAGUUUAGAGCAAAGACUGGAAAAAUAUCAGGGCGCUGUUGCAAAUAGAGAUGAUGAACGAAAAAAUGCAGCCAUGCAGGAGAAGUUAGGCUCCAUGGAGAAGGAACUGAAGACGGUAAUGGAUCGACUUGUGCUGAUGGAGAACCAAGUUGUUAUAUUGAACACUCUGGGCAAUUAUCCUGGCCAAAUGACCCCAAGUACAAUAGGUUCAUCAGUGGGGCGAAGUGGUUAUUGUACCCUGGAAAGUAUUAGCCAAGGCAAACAGGCACAAACCGGUUCAGAGAUUUCGCACGACCAGAGGCAUACUUGCAUCCUAUCUCCCUCGUCAUUAACUUCAGGCUCCCCUGCUACGAGUGCAUUUUCCUCACCAGAACCAGAAAUUGGAAGCCCAUUUUCAGACUCCUCUCCGCUGAGUUGCAAAGCCACCAUAAAAGUUCACAGUAAUGCGGGAAAAAUGGAUAAAGCUCUGCAGACUCAGAUUGAUAGAGUGAGUGACAUAAUGAAGGUAACGGAGUCCAUGCUGCAGUCAAAACUGCCUUCGUACACACAAGGAGAUUGAGUCACUGUAUGCUUCAACAAUCUCGACAUAAAUCGAUGUGUGUGAUCCUGUUUACUUGUUAUUGCUGUUAAUCCAAAAAAAUACAAGUUUUGAUUUGCUAUAUUUGUUAUUCACAGAAGAAUUAUUAUAUUUAUAUAUAUUUAUUGUAGCUUAAUUUAAUUACUAUAAGAGUAAAUGUGUUUUCGGUGGAUGGGGCGCCCUCUCUGGAAUGAAUGCAACUACAAUGUGCUGACUAUGUAUACGGUUCAGGUAGCAGAGGCUGAUUAAUUCUGUAUCCAAUAAACAGCAAAAUGAUAUUUUCUUAUCCAAAAAUGUACUAAAUUACAGAUAAAAUAAAUAAAAUUAAAAUAAAACUAAAUAAAAAGUAAGUGUUAUAGAUAAAGUAAGUAAUUUAUUUUUAUAUUAUUUUGUAACCUAGUUUUGUAUUAUCAAAUGUAUGCUUUAAGAUAAAUAAUUCAAGUCAGUGUAUUCCUUCAGUGUUAGAAUGAUAAUAUACUGUAUAAUCAAAUCUGGGUGAGCUAGGGCCACAGAAUGUAGGCCUUCCUUUUCUUUAGAACUAAAAUUCAGUAAUUGUACAGAUGUAUAAUUUUUAAAUAAUUCCACUCUCAUCUAUCACUAAAAUGUUGAACAUGCAAGUUCAAUCCAUUUUCUUUCAUUGUAAAUUCAUAUUCAUUCAUUUCAAAUCCCUAUUAUUUCGGAAAAGAAGUUUUCAGUAGCCUAUCAAUCCAUCAACAUUCACAAAACGUAUUUUGCUAUUAGUUCAUUAAAAGAAUUAUUAUUUAUGAACGCAAAUUAUAUAUAAUUACUGUAACGUUUGAUAAUCUUUUUGAAUUGAAAUGUCAGACUUGAAGAAAAAUCUGUCCCCUGAGAUUUGGUCAAUAAUAAAUGAUGGAGACUUGAAUAAUUGUCAGAAGCUAAGUCAAUUUGUAUGAAGACAUUCAUUAUCAUUAGCCUCCCUAAAGGUGUGUAGCUUCAGGGUGGCUAUUGAUGUUGGCCUUAUGUUUUCGUCAUCUUGUUGGUAGCUGUGAUUGUACUGUAAAGCACAGAUUAUGAACCUGCAGAAGGUCCGACUGUAGACACGCCCCUUCCUAUAGACGCGCAGCACACGUUCGGUAAGAACGCCUUUUACAUUCUUUUGAGGGACACGCCCAUUCGUAGCAUUACUUUUUGAGAUAGGAUUGCGUUCCAACAAGACCCCCGACAGUCGGACUCAAUGCAUGCAGCGCCCGAUCGUCGGCCGACACGAUUCUACAACGCGCGCACUACAGACCGACAAUCGGCAAAGUGUGUCGCGUCGCGUGCCUAUUUAAGUUCUUUGCCUAACCUUCACAUAAAGCGGAAUUGGAUUCAUCGUAUGAUGCAGUGAGAGUGGUGGCUUUAUAUAAAUAAUUGUUAUUGAACAAUCAAUUUGGUUUCAAUCUGUAGAAUGUAAGAUGAUAAUUAUUGUUUGUUUUUGUACAUGUGAAAAUAUUAACAACAAAAAUAACGUCUUAAAAUUGUGUUAGUAUUGUGAUAAUAUGCUUUUGAUGAUUUAACUUAAAAUUAGUUUAACGACCGUAAUUAUUCAAAAGGCCAAAAUUAAAAUAGCAUAUGACAUUACACAAGGCUGCACAAAUAAUAAAGAAUAUGAACCUUCGAAAACUC
Messenger RNA from Anneissia japonica, 3389 nucleotides. RefSeq lists its product as uncharacterized. Gene Ontology annotation, cellular component: centrosome; spindle pole. The transcript is spliced from 8 exons. NCBI's taxonomy places the organism in Eukaryota, Metazoa, Echinodermata, Crinoidea, Comatulida, Comatulidae. The record is from RefSeq and is a predicted model, not a curated record. The coding region runs from base 186 to 1745 and encodes 519 amino acids.